Molecule: messenger RNA, 982 nt
Organism: Juglans microcarpa x Juglans regia
Lineage: Eukaryota; Viridiplantae; Streptophyta; Magnoliopsida; Fagales; Juglandaceae
Product: caffeoyl-CoA O-methyltransferase
Exons: 5
Coding region: 100-843 (247 amino acids)
Molecular function (GO): S-adenosylmethionine-dependent methyltransferase activity; O-methyltransferase activity
Source: RefSeq, a predicted model, not a curated record
CCUUCCUGAUCAGGCUUAAACGUCUGUCAACUUGUGAUCAGCAAAAGUCCUCACAGACCAAAAAACCGAAGAAGAAGAAAGAAGAAAAAUAUUACAGUAAUGGCUACCAAUGUAGAAGAAAAGCAGAACGAGGCCGGGAGGCACCAGGAGGUUGGCCACAAGAGCCUGUUGCAGAGUGAUGCUCUUUACCAGUAUAUAUUGGAGACCAGUGUCUACCCGAGAGAGCCUGAACCCAUGAAGGAGCUCAGAGAGGUCACAGCCAAGCAUCCAUGGAACAUCAUGACCACCUCAGCUGAUGAAGGGCAAUUCUUGAACAUGCUGAUCAAGCUCAUCAACGCCAAGAACACCAUGGAGAUCGGUGUCUACACUGGCUACUCCCUCCUCGCCACAGCCCUCGCUCUUCCGGAGGAUGGAAAGAUCUUGGCCAUGGACAUCAACAGAGAAAACUACGAGCUCGGCCUGCCCGUCAUCGAAAAAGCCGGUGUUUCCCACAAGAUCGACUUCAGAGAAGGCCCUGCUCUCCCAGUUCUUGACCUAAUGGUUGAAGAUGAAAAGAACCAUGGAGCUUAUGACUUCAUAUUCGUGGACGCCGACAAGGACAACUACCUAAAUUACCACAAGAGGCUGGUCGAGCUUGUGAAAGUCGGAGGAUUGAUCGGCUACGACAACACCCUCUGGAACGGCUCCGUCGUGGCGCCUCCUGAUGCUCCCCUCCGCAAGUACGUGAGGUACUAUAGGGACUUCGUAUUAGAGCUCAACAAGGCCCUUGCCGCCGACCCUCGGAUUGAGAUCUGCAUGCUUCCUGUUGGUGAUGGUAUCACUCUCUGCCGUCGAAUCAAAUGAUGAACCAAACCCCCGAAUACCGCUGUUUCACCGUUCGAUUGCUUUUAUUAUCUUUCUUGUUUUGAAUUUUUACUCGCAUCUGUAUUUUGUAAUGGACGGUGAGUGAUUGAUGAUGACCAUGUAUUUGUGGUUUUGAUUU